AUGGGGUAUGCAAGUCUCUACACGGUCACAUUUGUAGCCUUCGUGACGGUUCUAUGUGGCGUAACAAAAGCGCAGCCGAGUAGUUCAUGCGUGACUACACUCACCACUCUCUCUCCGUGCCUCGCUUACAUCACCGGAAACUCAACCACUCCUACACAAACUUGCUGCUCUCAGCUCGACUCUGUCAUCAAAUCUUCGCCGCAAUGCAUCUGCUCUGCCGUCAACAGUCCGAUCCCAAACAUCGGCCUUAACAUUAACCGCACACAGGCCUUGCAGCUCCCUAACGCCUGCAACAUUCAGGCCCCUCCCCUUACACAAUGCAACGCGGCCACUGGACCGACCACAGGGCCAACAGCACCAGCGCAGUCUCCAGCGGCGGAGGAGACCCCAGGUGUGGCAGUGGCACUAACCCCAACUUCAUCGCCGGGUGCUCGUUCAGGUGUCGGAGGUGGUUCCAAGACCGUUCCCUCCACAGGGGCUGGCUCAUCAUCUGGGAGCGUACAAUACGUGCCACUGCGUUUGCUUAUGUGUGCUAUAUUUGUUGUCUUGGCCUCAUCUCUUCUUAAACAAUUCUGA
Messenger RNA from Microthlaspi erraticum, 576 nucleotides. NCBI's taxonomy places the organism in Eukaryota, Viridiplantae, Streptophyta, Magnoliopsida, Brassicales, Brassicaceae. The record is from the annotation of a GenBank genome assembly.